Molecule: messenger RNA, 1949 nt
Organism: Ochotona curzoniae (black-lipped pika)
Lineage: Eukaryota; Metazoa; Chordata; Mammalia; Lagomorpha; Ochotonidae
Gene: IGSF21
Product: immunoglobin superfamily member 21
Exons: 10
Coding region: 383-1789 (468 amino acids)
Biological process (GO): heterophilic cell-cell adhesion; homophilic cell-cell adhesion
Cellular component (GO): adherens junction
Source: RefSeq, a predicted model, not a curated record
GGUGGGGGGCGCUCGCGCAGCCGGGAGAGACCGGCGCUAGGCAGAGCGAGCGCGAUCGGGCUCCAAACUCCGGCGCUGCCGCCGAUCCGACUCCCGGCCGGGUCGCGCUGCGCGCCGCGCUCAGCCCAGCCACCCGGAGCCGCGGCGCGCCGGGAGGACGCCCGGAGCGCUAGGGCGCGGCGCCCCGCAGAGGCCGAGCUCAGGGCAGCCCGGCGCCCCCGCGGCCCGGCCGCAGCGGCAUGGGGACGCCCCCACGGCGCCCCACGCUGCCCGCCACCUCCUCGGCCCGCGGCCGGAGGCAGGAGCGCGCCUGAGCCCAUGGCGAGGGGACCCGUAGCCGCCGCCGCCACCAUCCCGCCACCGCUGCCAGCUCCCGGGCACCAUGCGAGCCGCCCCGAGCCUCCGCGGCUGCGCCUGCUUGCUGCUCGCCGCGAUCUUGGACCUGGCGCACGGCUACCUGACUGUCAACAUCGAGCCUCUCCCCCCAGUGGUGGCCGGGGACGCCGUGACCUUGAAGUGUAACUUCAAGACCGAUGGCCGCAUGCGCGAGAUCGUGUGGUACCGGGUGACCGAGGGCGGUACCAUCAAACAGAAGAUUUUCACCUUCGACGCCAUGUUCUCCACCAACUACUCCCACAUGGAGAACUACCGCAAGAGGGAGGACCUGGUGUACCAGUCCACAGUGAGGCUUCCCGAGGUCCGCAUCUCGGACAACGGCCCCUACGAGUGCCACGUGGGCAUCUACGACCGUGCCACAAGGGAGAAGGUGGUCCUCGCCUCAGGCAACAUCUUCCUCAAUGUCAUGGCUCCUCCCACCUCCAUCGAAGUGGUGGCCGCUGACACACCAUCACCCUUCAGCCGCUACCAAGCCCAGAACUUCACGCUCAUUUGCAUCGUGUCUGGAGGGAAGCCAGCGCCCACCGUUUAUUUCAAAAGAGAUGGGGAACCCAUCGACGCCGUGCCCUUGUCUGAGCCACCGGUUGCAAGCUCGGGCCCCCUCCAGGACAGCAGGCCCUUCCGCAGCCUUCUGCACCGUGACCUAGAUGACACCAAGAUGCAGAAGUCGCUGUCCCUCCUGGACACUGAGACCCGGGGAGGGCGUCCCUACACGGAGCAUCCCUCCCGCGUCUUGACCCCAGACCCCAGCGCCUUCCUGCAGCCGACCACCGAGAAUGUCCCGGAGACCAUCGUGAGCCGCGAGUUCCCCCGCUGGGUCCACAGCACCGAGCCCAUCUACUUCCUACACCACAGCCACACCCCAGGCAGUGACGGCACCGUGGAGGUGCGUGCUCUGCUCACCUGGACCCUCAACCCGCAGAUCGACAACGAGGCCCUGUUCAGCUGCGAGGUCAAGCACCCGGCACUGUCGAUGCCCAUGCAGGCAGAAGUCACGCUGGUUGCCCCUAAAGGACCCAAAAUCGUGAUGACGCCCAGCAGAGCCCGGGUUGGGGACACGGUGAGGAUCCUGGUCCACGGAUUUCAGAAUGAAGUCUUUCCAGAGCCCAUGUUUACAUGGACACGAGUCGGAAGCCGCCUCCUGGACGGCAGCACCGAGUUCGAUGGGAAGGAGCUGGUGCUGGAGAGGGUCCCGGCAGAACUCAAUGGCUCCAUGUACCGCUGCACAGCCCAGAACCCUCUGGGCUCCACCGACACACACACCCGGCUCAUCGUGUUUGAAAACCCAAAUAUCCCAAGAGGAACGGAGGAUUCCAAUGGCUCCACGUCUGGCCCCGCUGGCGUCCGGCUCACUCUGGUGCUCACCCUAACAGUGGUCCUGGAGCUGACGUGAAGGCGCCGCCCCUCCUCCGACCUCCACUGGCACCGACUUCCCUGAGGGCGAUGGGUUUUCAUUUCUUUUCUAAACUAUUUCCAGUCUCGUUCUUAGUCUCUUUCGGUCUGUGUCUUGGCUUCUUCAGUCGGUUUAAUUAAAACAAACACGAUUUUCCCCA